Messenger RNA from Petromyzon marinus (sea lamprey), 3272 nucleotides. Its product is annotated as ATP-dependent 6-phosphofructokinase, muscle type-like. Gene Ontology annotation, biological process: canonical glycolysis; fructose 1,6-bisphosphate metabolic process; fructose 6-phosphate metabolic process. Gene Ontology annotation, molecular function: monosaccharide binding; AMP binding; 6-phosphofructokinase activity. Gene Ontology annotation, cellular component: cytoplasm; 6-phosphofructokinase complex; membrane. Lineage: Eukaryota; Metazoa; Chordata; Hyperoartia; Petromyzontiformes; Petromyzontidae. The record is from RefSeq and is a predicted model, not a curated record.
UCCCCGGGCAGCAGAGGUGGUGGGGGUGGAGUCUGCAGCCAACCUUGCCGUGUCCACAGCGCGGGCCCCACACUCGACCGAUCCGCCCGUGCCCCGCGUGUCCUUCGUUGCAUGCGUCCACCUCUUCGACGCAGGGAAAUCAUCUUUUGUCGUCCACGCGUCCCAUCGCCACGGCCACCAUGGACAAGAAGCUCUUGGAGAAUAUUUCCGCGUCGGGCCGCUCCAUCGGAGUCCUGACCAGCGGCGGAGAUGCGCAGGGUAUGAACGCGGCUGUGCGCGCCGUGGUGCGGAUGGGCAUCUACGUCGGAGCCAAGGUGUACUUCAUAUACGAGGGAUACCAGGGGAUGGUCGAUGGCGGUGAUCACAUCAAGGAGGCCACCUGGGAUCACGUGUCCAGCAUUCUGCAGCUGGGCGGCACGGCCAUCGGCAGCGCGCGGUGCAUGGACUUCCGCGAGCACGCGGGCCGUCUGAAGGCGGCGCACAACCUCCUCAAGUGCAGCAUCACCAACCUGUGCGUCAUCGGCGGCGACGGUAGCCUCACGGGCGCCAACCUGUUCCGCGAGGAGUGGAGCGGCCUGCUCGCCGAGCUGGUCAAGGCCGGCAAGAUCACGGCGGAGGUCGCCAAGAAGAAUUCCCACCUCAACAUCGUGGGCAUGGUGGGCUCCAUCGACAACGACUUCUGCGGCACGGACAUGACCAUCGGCACCGACUCGGCGCUCCACCGCAUCAUGGAGGUGGUGGACGCCAUCACCACCACGGCGCAGAGCCACCAACGCUCCUUCGUUUUGGAGGUCAUGGGAAGACACUGUGGAUACUUGGCGCUGGUCACGGGGCUCACGUGCGGCGCCGACUUCGUGUUCCUGCCGGAGAUGCCACCCGCUGACGGCUGGGAGGAUCAGCUGUGUGCCACCCUCACCGAGACGCGCAGCCGAGGGGUCAGGCUGAAUAUCAUCAUCGUGGCGGAAGGAGCCAUCGACCGGCACGGGAAGGCCAUCACAUCGGAUCAAAUCAAAGACAUGGUCACCAAGCGGCUGGGCUUCGACACGCGCGUCACCGUCCUGGGACACGUGCAGAGAGGCGGCACCCCCAGCGCCUUCGACCGCAUCCUCGCGAGCCGCAUGGGGGUGGAGGCCGUGCUCGCUCUUCUGGACGCGUCGCCCGAGACCCCGGCGUGUGUGGUGUCGCUCUCGGGGAACCAGGCAGUGCGUCUGCCGCUCAUGGAGUGCGUGCAGAUGACUAAAGAUGUGCAGAAUGCCAUGGACAAGGGUCAAUUCAAUGAAGCAGUCGAACUGCGUGGCAGGAGUUUCGAGAACAACCUCAACACGUAUCUGAUGUUGGCCCACAAAACGUCGGACAGAAAGAAGACGGGCUUCGUGCUCGGCGUGCUGUGCGUUGGCGCCCCGGCGGCCGGCAUGAACGCGGCUGUGCGCUCGGCCGUGAGGGUCGGCAUCAUGGAGGGGCACAAGGUCUUCGUGGUGCACGACGGCUUCGAGGGGCUCGGCAAGGGCGAGAUUGAGGAGUUCACCUGGGGAGACGUCGGUGGCUGGACGGGGAAAGGUGGCGCCAACCUUGGGACUAAGCGAACCCUACCAAACACAUGUAUGGACAAAAUCGUGGAGCAGAUUAAAAAGCACAAGAUAUCGGCCCUCCUCAUUAUCGGUGGAUUUGAGGCCAUGGAGGGCGCGAUGCAGCUGGCGAGCGGGCGCGGGCAGCACGAGGAGCUGUGUAUCCCCAUGUGCGUCAUCCCCGCCACCAUCAGCAACAACGUGCCCGGCACGGACUUCUCCAUCGGAGCCGACACCGCCCUCAACACCAUCGUCGAGACCUGCGACCGCAUCAAGCAGUCGGCCAGCGGGACCAAGCACCGCGUGUUCGUCAUCGAGACCAUGGGCGGCCAUUGCGGGUACCUGGCCACCAUGAGCGGCCUGGCCGCUGGGGCCGACGCCGCAUACAUCUUUGAGGAGACCGUGACGAUCCACGACCUGCAGGCCAACGUGCAACAUCUGACGGAUAAAAUGAAGGGCUCGGUCCGUCGCGGCCUCAUCAUCCGUAACGAGAAGUGCAACGCCAACUACACCACGGACUUCAUCUACAACCUCUACACGGAGGAGGGCAAGGGCGUCUUCGACUGCCGCAAGAACGUGCUGGGCCACAUGCAGCAGGGUGGCCGCCCAACCCCCUUCGACAGGAACUUUGCUACCAAAUUGGCUGCCAAAGCUGUGAUGUGGGUCUCCAAGAAGCUGGAUGAAACCUUCAGACAAGGUCGCGUGUUCGCCAACUCGGAUGACUCGGUGUGCCUGUUGGGCAUGCGCCGCCGCGCGCUCAUGUUCCAGCCCAUCAACUCGCUCAAGGAUCAGGCCGACUUCGUACGCCGCAUUCCCAAGGAGCAGUGGUGGCUGAAGCUGCGCCCCAUGCUCAAGAUCCUGGCCAAGUACAAGAUCAGUUACGACAUCACCGAUCUGGAGGGACACCUGGAGCAUGUGCAGAACCGCCGGGAUUCUGAGUCCACCAAGGUCUAAUGAAGCAGGCCUGGCCACGCUGGCAUCCACGCCCACAUUUAGACUAGCACUCACGCUCACUCCGCACCCGCGCGUAAUUCGCACGGCACUCACAAACACGCCAAUCAAGGGAUUAAUUUCAGCCGGGUCUGUCUGUGGGUUGGGAAACCCUUUGCGCAACACAUUCAGGUUACCUCUUGCUUUGGAUGGGGCUUCUAGUGACAUUUGGAAUGGAACUCAGCCACCUUAGUUCAAUUCCGGGCCACGGUCAACAUCAGUGGGGAAAAUCUGAACCGGUUUAUGGGGCCUCACCAAGUGAGAAGCAAAGCCCUGCACUCACACUUCCACUCCUCCGGCGCAUCAUUCACACCGUACUCGACUCGUACCACACUCACAACACACUUAUCCAUUACUCCACUCGCAUUUCAUUGUGGUUUUUUUCCCCUCUCUGAGUGUUUUGUAUGGCUGCACAGCAAAGCAAUAAGAUGCAUUGGCAACGCAUGGCAUUUCGAAAACCGCACGACUUCAGAAAACCAAAACACCGUCGCGAUGACAGAAUAGCAAGGCGCAGGCACGCUUCAGCAAAUACGGCCCCUCUUAAGAACGGAGAGAAAAUGCUGCUUAUGCUGGCUCGGCAGUCAGGUACCAUCCUUACUUUUGAGCGUCUGACUGCGUGGCCAUCCACAAAAGAAACAAACGCAGUAACAUAUUCUUGGUUCUUUCGGUAAAGUCACCACGUAGGAUGGAAACAAUAAAAUAAUAAAAAUAUAAAUA